AUGGAUAACGUAGAUUUAAAAAUUUUAAUUGAUGAUUUAGUACUUAAUCAAAAUUUUCUUAAUUAUUAUGAAUUAAAAUCAUAUCUCCAAAAAUAUGAUAACAAUAUAACGGGUGAUGAUAUGGAAUAUUAUUAUCCAUAUUAUAAAAAUGAAAUUUUGAAAUAUCAUGAUAGAAUAAUUUCUAAAAUUAAAGACAAAAUUAAAAAUAAUGAAUAUUCAAAGGAAAAAACUAAAUCACAACUUAAACAGUUGAAAGAUUUCAAAAAUAAAGUAUUAACAGAAGAAGAUAUUGAUGAAUUAUAUAAUUUAUAUAAUCCUGAGCCGCAAAAGCCAAAGCCGAGGUCUAAAGUAGCAAAUGUUCAACAGCCAAAGGAACAAAAACAAAAGAUGCAAAACGCCCAGGUCCUUCAGACCAUAAAUGAAGCACAAGCUUUAAUUUAUGAUUCAUUAGUUAAACCAUAUUCAGCCCGACUUUUAAAUGAAGAUCAACUUUUGGAAUUCAUCCUUCAACAUAAACUCGAAGCGGGAAAGUAUAUCAAACCUUUAUAUACAGCAUAUUUAAAACAAAUGAAUAGAAUACAUCCAGAAUUAAUGAAGGAAGGAAUGAAAUCCAAAAUCAAAGCAGAUAAAAUUAAACCACUUGCAACACCAAAACCUCCAACGACAGUACCGCCUCCUCCUUCAGUUAAUCCUUCAUCAUUCACUUUAUUAUAUCCAUUUCAAACAUUAAAGAAGCAAAAAGAUUUUAAAAAGGAUUUCAAAAUAUUAAAUAAACCAAUUGACCCAAAAAUUCAACCAUUAAAGGAAAAAUUUAGUCGCCCUUCAUUUGCUCCAUAUCCAUAUUCAUACGAAAUAGAUCAUUUAGAAUAUUCAAAAGGAAACGUUACUUAUUUAUUUGCCAUUAACAUUAACACUAGAUAUUUAUAUUGCAUUCCGGUGAAAGGGAAAACAGAACAGGAAACAAGAAGAGCUAUACAAUACUUACUAGAUCAUGAAAGAGUAGAUAAUAUAAGGGGUGAUGGUGAUAAAGGAUUUCAGGCAACUAUGACUCAUUAUUUCCCACAAAUUAAUUUUUUCUUUUCAUCCUCUCCAUAUACGUUUCAUAAUAAAAUAGUUGAUGCGGUAAUGAGAACUCUUAGAGAUGCGUUAGGGGUUAACGGUCAGAUAUACUGGGAUGGAAAUCAUGACUCCAUCAUACAACA
Messenger RNA from Trichomonas vaginalis G3, 1202 nucleotides. RefSeq lists its product as uncharacterized. Lineage: Eukaryota; Parabasalia; Trichomonadida; Trichomonadidae. The annotation marks the transcript as partial. The transcript has a single exon. The record is from RefSeq and is a predicted model, not a curated record.